Hordeum vulgare subsp. vulgare (domesticated barley) is the source of this 2219-nucleotide messenger RNA. RefSeq names its product T-complex protein 1 subunit gamma. Gene Ontology annotation, biological process: protein folding. Gene Ontology annotation, cellular component: chaperonin-containing T-complex. The record is from RefSeq and is a predicted model, not a curated record. Gene Ontology annotation, molecular function: ATP hydrolysis activity; ATP binding; ATP-dependent protein folding chaperone. Lineage: Eukaryota; Viridiplantae; Streptophyta; Magnoliopsida; Poales; Poaceae. Bases 142 to 1818 code for a protein of 558 amino acids. The transcript has 14 exons.
UUUCACUUGAAAGCCCAAACCGAGCAAACCCUCUAGCUCGAAAGAUCGCGCGGCGCAGCAGCAUCCGCCUCCCCAUUCUCUUCUCCUCACUCCUCCCCCUCGCCGCCGCCUCCCCGUCGUCUCCUCCCCUGCCAGAUCGCCAUGGCAUUGCACGCCCCCGUCCUCGUGCUGAAGGACUCGUUGAAGAGGGAAUCCGGCGCGAAGGUUCAGCAUGGCAACAUCCAUGCCGCCAAGGCUGUGUCAGACAUCAUUCGUACAACGUUGGGUCCUAGGUCCAUGUUGAAGAUGCUUCUGGAUGCCAGUGGAGGUAUUGUGGUUACUAACGAUGGCAAUGCUAUAUUGCGGGAACUAGACAUUGCACAUCCUGCUGCUAAGUCUAUGAUUGAGCUAAGCCGCACACAGGAUGAAGAAGUGGGAGAUGGGACGACGUCUGUCAUUGUUCUAGCUGGUGAGAUGCUCCAUGUUGCAGAAACAUUUAUUGAAAAGAAUUACCAUCCCACUGUCAUUUGCCGAGCAUACAGCAGAGCCCUUGAGGAUGCCAUAGCUGUCCUUGACAAAAUUGCAAUGCCUGUUAAUGUUAAUGACCGUGAGGCGAUGCUGGGGCUGGUGAAGAGCUCCAUUGGUACAAAAUUCACUGGUCAGUUUGGUGACCUAAUUGCUGACCUUGCUAUAGAUGCUACUACAACAGCAGGUGUAGAUCUGGGUCAAGGAAUGCGUGAAGUUGAUAUCAAGAAAUAUAUCAAAGUAGAGAAGAUUCCUGGUGGCCAGUUGGAGGAUUCAAAGGUUCUUAAAGGGGUCAUGUUCAAUAAAGAUGUCGUGGCUCCUGGAAAAAUGAGAAGGAAGAUAGUAAAUCCACGCAUCAUCCUUUUGGAUUGCCCUGUUGAGUACAAAAAGGGAGAAAAUCAGACAAAUGCUGAGUUGAUGAGUGAAGAAGAUUGGAAGGUUUUGCUAGAUAUGGAGGAAGAAUACAUAAAGAACCUCUGUGUGCAAAUUUUGAAAUUCAAGCCUGACCUGGUGAUCACUGAGAAAGGACUCAGUGACAUGGCUAUGCAUUAUUUAAGCAAGGCUGGAGUUAGUGCAAUCCGUAGACUUAGGAAGACAGAUAACAACAGGAUUGCUAAAGCCUGUGGUGCAGUUAUAGUGAACAGGCCAGAGGAGCUUCAAGAAUCAGAUGUGGGGACACGAGCUGGACUCUUUGAGGUUAAGAAGAUCGGUGAUGAAUUCUUUUCCUUCAUUAUUGAAUGCAAAGAUCCUAAAGCAUGCACUGUUCUAUUGAGGGGAGCAAGCAAGGACAUCUUGAACGAGGUGGAGAGGAACCUUCAGGAUGCCAUGUCUGUUGCAAGGAACAUUUUGAAAAAUCCGAAACUUCUACCUGGAGGUGGUGCUUCUGAAUUGACUGUAUCGGCAACACUAAAGCAGAAGAGUUCUUCAGUUGAAGGUGUUGAAAAGUGGCCUUAUGAAGCUGCUGCUUUAGCAUUUGAAGCAAUCCCAAGAACUUUGCUUCAAAAUUGUGGUUUGAAUGUUAUUAGGACGAUGACACAGCUCCAGGGGAAGCAUGCGAACGGUGAAAAUCCUUGGGUUGGCGUUGAUGGAAGGACUGGUGAUAUUGUUGACAUGAAGGAGCGGAAGAUCUGGGAUUCUUACAGCGUGAAGGCACAGACGUUCAAGACAGCUAUUGAGUCAGCUUGCAUGCUUCUAAGGAUUGACGACAUUGUCAGUGGAAUCAAGAAGAAGCAGGCUCCUGGCGCAGGUGCUCCCAAGCAACCUCAGAUUGAAACUGGUGAAGAUGCAGACACUGAACAGAUGAUCCCAGAGUAGAGCUUUUUGUGCUGCUGGAGUGAGCCUGCACCGGUGAUGUUAUGUACCAAAGCUAGGAAAAGGCGCCCGCGGAGCAGAAUGUUUUAUUAACACGUGAAAUGGCGUUCGUUGGUUGCAUUUCUUGAAUGUUUGAUGGUGGCCAGGCCUCCAGGGUCGUCUAGUAUUAGUUUGGAUUGUAGCAUUUUCGUAUGUUCGGAUGAUGAGGCGCAUGUGGGGUUUCAGUUGUGUAUUUGUAUCGGCGUUUUGGGAUCUGACUAUUGCAUGGAUGGUUGCUGUUCGUUUUUGUUUUUGGACUUUGUAGUAGUGAACGGAUAUAGGAACUUGAAUUUAACAGCAAAACUAGCUAUGCCAUGAUGUCAGUUUUCUUUUAUAAUUAUAGCAAGACGAUGCGAGUUUCUUGA